Penicillium atrosanguineum is the source of this 510-nucleotide messenger RNA. RefSeq lists its product as uncharacterized. Bases 1 to 510 code for a protein of 169 amino acids. The transcript is spliced from 2 exons. NCBI's taxonomy places the organism in Eukaryota, Fungi, Ascomycota, Eurotiomycetes, Eurotiales, Aspergillaceae. The record is from RefSeq and is a predicted model, not a curated record.
AUGCGUCUCACUCUACUCCCCCUCCUCCUAUUCUCAAGCCUGGCCCUCGGAAACACCCUCAAUGUAACCGUCCUAGGCGCGCAAAACAACAUCUCCACCCUGGAAUGUUGGGCCCUCCUCUCGGGUUUCAAACACUCCUCAGAAGCCGGAACUGCCGGCUCUGAAUCCCUAAACCUUGGUAAACUAGGAGGUGAUUCCACCUAUACCAUUCUACCCGCCGGUUUCAAUGGCGGACGACACAACGCGCCAGCACUACAAUGGGUGAUCUUCCUUUCCGGCUUGGCGCAUAUCACACUGCCUAACUCGACUGCCGAGGCGUGGGUCGCCGGCGGGAAGAACGGGGCUAUUUUGGCGCUGGAUACGGCCGAUGUCAGUGCUUUCGGUCAUUAUACGACGUAUCCAUCGAAGGAGCAGACUAUUACGUUGGAGAUUCCGUUGGGCAACGAGGGUAUUCCUGCACAUACGGUUUUGCAUGGGGGUCCUUGUAAGGGGGAGGAGUUGAGUGCUUAG